AAUCCCCUAGUAAACGAAGAAAAUACGGUAAUGAUGAUGAUGAAAAACUGCUAAGGUUUUGGAAUGCUUUGAAGGGUGGGAAAGUUGAGGAGCAUGAUGGUGGCCAGUUCCUUGAAUUAUCUGGGGACGUUUACUAUCUUCUAGGCAAAGAUGAGCAAGGUUCCGAUAUAUCCGCUCUGUUCAUCCGUGAAUGUUAUCACCACCUGAGUAAUAUUAUUUUUGAGAAUGAAAAUAUCCGUCGUUGGCGUAUUACUGGUAAUCCGGGAAUUGGGAAAACCUUCUUUGGUUAUUAUCUACUUUAUCUCCUUUCACAACAACAUAAAACAGUUGUAUAUCACAGACUUGACAAGUCUCCGAUCCUCUUCAGUGAGAAAGAUGCUUUCAGUCACAUCGAUGACAAUAUUCAUGCAUUCAAAGAUUACCUGGCAAAUGAAGAAGUUUGGUAUAUCGUAGAUGGUAGGAAACCGAAGGAAUAUGUCGCCAAGACAAUUCUCAUUUGUUCACCCCAGAAACGUCAUUAUAGUAGCUUUGACAAGCUUGGAACAACUAUCCGGUAUAUGCCGGUAUGGUCUUGGGAAGAGAUCGAUGCAUGCAGGAUUAAGCUUUUCCGUAAUCUUACUCAAGGACAUGUUCGGAAAUUAUAUAAUAAAUGGGGUGGAAUUCCUCGGUUUACCUUAUUUUAUGCUCUCAAUGUUUCUCAGCAAAAUCUUCUUCAAAGUGCAAUUAAUUCGGUUAACGAUAAUUUGUUAAAUUUUGUUGGUGAGACCACAGACGACAAUAGCGCCAGUCAUAAGAUCGUCCAUAUCUGCACGAACAUACCAAAAGGAGAGGAUGGAGAAGAAGGAGGUGAAAGUGUGGGAGAUGUGGAAAUAACGGAAGUAGAAGAUAAUCCUGGAGAGCCCUCUACGUCACAAUCUUCCGCAGUAACUAGAUCAGUAACUAGACCAGAUAAAAGGAAAAGUGUUAUAGGGAAUGGUGAUCCUUUCUAUUCAAUGUCAACUUUAGAGUUUGCGUCCGAUUAUGUUUCUGAAGAGGUAAUGGACAAACUCAUUAAGAAUUAUAGAGAUCAGUUGGAGAAUUUCGUGAAAGCUAGUUCACCAAUUAGCGAUUACA
This is a messenger RNA of Acaulospora colombiana, 1113 nucleotides long. NCBI's taxonomy places the organism in Eukaryota, Fungi, Glomeromycota, Glomeromycetes, Diversisporales, Acaulosporaceae. The record is from the annotation of a GenBank genome assembly.